AUGAUCGAAGAAUUGAAAACAAAAACGAAUGGUCUAAAAAAGGCAGAGUUUCUGUAUAACUAGUACUACUAUAUGGCUGCAAGAAGAGAGUCUUUUUAAUCCUUUAGAGAAAAUAAGAAUUUUUCAUCCUUUUCAAUAAGAAGGAGCUUUUAGCCAUUGAAUAGUUAUAAUAAUAGCUACUAUUCAUAAGAAUAAUUAUAACUAUUAUGCAUGAAUAUAUGUAUCACCAUGGACGGUUAUACGGAAGAUCAAGGCUUAUACUUGAUGUGCAGGAAUGUAAAUCCGCAUAGGGGGCAUCCAAUAAAAUUAUUAAAGGAAAUCUUGGCUAUUCCUAUAAAUCUCAAUCUCUAAUUUUAUGAACUAGGAGUAUUUCCAUUUUUCAUUUGUACAUUAAAAUUAUGUAUAAUAUACCUAAACUUUUCUCUGUUACUUGCCUUCUUUUAAAUAUUGUUCCUAUUGCUGUCCACAAAGAAUACAUAUACCUUCCAUGAUACCCUUAUUAAUGUUUGUCAUUAUCUCAUCUUUUCUAGCCUAUAGUUUAACUCAUUAAAGAUCCUGAAAUUUUUAAAUAUUCCAAGUUAACUUUAAAUGAAUUCUUAAAACAAUUCCACAUCAAUUCUCUGGCACACAGUUUUUCAACCCCUUCGGAAAUAAAUAUUGUGGUACAAGACCAAUUUACUUAUUAGACUCCUAUAUCAACACUUAAGCCGAGCUGGGAGAUUUUCAAUUCUUUCAAUUUCUUGUUCUUCUUUCUACGGUUACUCAUCUUUUUAGUGA
Paramecium tetraurelia is the source of this 777-nucleotide messenger RNA. RefSeq lists its product as uncharacterized. The record is from RefSeq and is a predicted model, not a curated record. Lineage: Eukaryota; Ciliophora; Oligohymenophorea; Peniculida; Parameciidae. The transcript is spliced from 2 exons.